Messenger RNA from Anolis carolinensis (green anole), 957 nucleotides. RefSeq names its product zinc finger AN1-type containing 1 (gene zfand1). Gene Ontology annotation, biological process: cytoplasmic stress granule disassembly. Lineage: Eukaryota; Metazoa; Chordata; Lepidosauria; Squamata; Anolidae. The record is from RefSeq and is a predicted model, not a curated record. Gene Ontology annotation, molecular function: zinc ion binding. The transcript has 8 exons. Bases 68 to 874 code for a protein of 268 amino acids. Gene Ontology annotation, cellular component: cytoplasm; cytoplasmic stress granule.
GGGACCGACCCACUUGGGAAAGAGACGGGGGGGGAGGUGACAGAGUGCGCAUGCGUUUUAUACUACCAUGGCGGAAUUGGAACUCGGGCAACAUUGCCAGGUGGAACAUUGUGGGCAGCUUGACUUUCUACCUUUUGUCUGUGAUGGCUGUUCAGGUGUUUUUUGUCUUGAGCACAGAAGUCGAGCUGCUCAUGGUUGUUCUGAGGUGAAUCUAAAAAGUGGGGAUGUGAAACCAGAUCAUCACACAUCAUACUUGUGCAGCUAUAAAGAUUGUGAAAGAAAAGAGCUGGUUCCUGUAUUAUGCUCCUAUUGUGAGAAACAUUUUUGUUUAAGGCAUCGUCAUCAAUCAGACCACGAGUGUGAGAAACUGGAAACCCCUAAACCUCGUAUGGCUGCUACCCAGCAGCUUAUUAAAGAUAUUGUCGAUUCCAAGAAAGAAGCCAGAGUGAAUAAAAGAUGCAGAGGAGCCAAGAGCAGUGAAACAGCAGCCAAGGUAGCUCUAAUGAAACUGAAAAUGCAUGCAUGUGGAGAUAAAUCUGUGCCACAGACAGAAAGAAUUUAUUUCCAAGUGUUUUUACCUAAAGGAAGCAAGGAGAAAAGCAAGCCCAUGUUCUUUUGUAAUAACUGGAGCAUUGGCAAAGUAAUUGAUUUUGCAGCUUCCAUGGCAAACCUUAAAAAUGAUAACAACAAAACCACAGCCAAGAAAUUAAGACUUUGUCAUCCAUCAUCUGGAGAAGCCUUACCUCUUGAUCACAUCCUAACAUCUUAUAUAAACCAUGAAGAAUCUGCAUUGUAUAAUGGUGGAAACGUGGUCUUGGAAUACCUUGAUAAUGAAGUUCAACUGUUGGAAGAUGCAAACUCAUAUUUAGAAUAAUUAUAACUGUCCAUAUUAUAUAUUACAUGUAACACAAAUCAAAACUUGUUUUAUAGUUCGUAUAAACAUGUGUGUUUCUUGGA